AUCGACUAGCUAGAUGAACUAUCUUCGAGGCGCGGUCAACGCAAUCAGCGCUCCGUAUCAAUACUAUAGGGACCUGCCACCGAUCAAUCCCUCUACCCUUACCGGUGCCAUCGACGUGAUUGUCAUCCGCCGAGCCAAGGACAAUGGAGACUACGAGUUUGCAUGCUCUCCAUUUCACGUUAGAUUUGGAAAGCUUCAGGUGCUGAGGCCGGGCGAAAAGCAGGUCAACGUAUCCGUCAAUGGCAAGGCAAUCCCCUUCAGCAUGAAGAUCGGAGACGCCGGGGAAGCGUUCUUCGUGUUCGAGACGGACGAGGACAUCCCAGAAGACCUCGUCACCUCCCCAAUUCUCUCAGCAACCUCGAACGAGAACGUCGAAAUCGAGACAGGUCGCUUUGGCGCCAAGCAAUCCCCAGACGGCAGCCCGGACACUACAGAACGUGCGGAUGACUCUAUGCAAGAGCCCGAUUUCCUCGACCUCGACGCACCCAAGACGUCUUCGCCGACAGGAAGUCCGCAACCUGUUUCAUCUAAUGACGGAGACCCCGCUGGUACACUACCCCAUAUACCCUUUCCAGGUGCCAACGACCCAUCGGCGCACGCAGAUGCUGCAUCCGAGCCUUCACCCCCCGAAAUCGAGCCACCAGAUGUCAUGUAUACUGAUGGUGUUGCACUUGACAUGGCUGGAUAUCACUCCCAACCACCACACGCCCGAGAUUUGUCCGACGAGACAGUGACCUCCGAGUCGGUAUCAACGGCUGCAUCGAGUUCCUCCCAUAGAGUCAGUGUACCUUUUCCCUCAAAAGUGGAAACAUCCCACCUUCCCAGCAUCGUUCGCCGCGCUGUCUCGGAAUCCCCAGAUGAACCCUCUCCGAUCUCACACCAUGACCUCCUGGAGAGCAACCGCACUCCAAUGCAGGAGUACUCCUGGGAGUGGGGCGGGUUCCCGACACCGUCCGCGACGAAAACCCAUUUCAUGCAGCUCCCGCCGAUCAAGCCAGGCCGCACAGAUGCCAAAGGGAAGAGCAAGGCGCUUCCCGAAGAUGAUGGCGUCGACAACGAGCACGACGAAGCUACACAUUUCCUCACGCGCUCUCGCAGUGUUCCGCCAGAGCUGGAGGGCAGCCCCCACACUAUCCGUGCGCAACUACCUCCUGUCGACACGGACGAUGUACCCGACCUUCAUAUCGACGACGACACGGCUAGCUCGGACGUUUACGGCGCAGGCGGACAGCUCACCGCACAGCAGGACGACCCCACGAAAUUCCAAGUGUGGAUUGAGAACAGGAUCGUCAACUUCGAGCUCGCCGUCAUCGACACGGCGGACCACCACCUGUUCGACGGACGGGACGAGCUAGGCGCUGCCCGCGCGUUCGACGAGAACAAGGUCGACUAUGCACACCUGGUAGAGAGGGUCGAGAUCGUGCAGGACGAGCGGCUCGUCAUCCGCUGUGCGGGCGGGCAGUACAUCACGCGCGACGACGGGUCCCCACUCAUGGACGCGUUGCAGGUGUGGGUCGCUGCUGCGCCCAAGGGGUACCUCACAGAGCUCCCGCCGUCGUCCCCGGUGGAUGAGCCGCUGUCGGAGCCCGAGUCGGAUAGCUGGAAGCGCGCGACGAGUGAGCCGCCCGAGAUGAAUGGCAAGCCGACGUCGAGCAGUUGGACGCGGUGGUGGAGUCGGAGCCGGACGACGGAUGUGGUGCCUGAGCCGGUCCGUCCUGAGCCAGUGCGCCCUGAACUGAGGAAUGCGAAUACAGUCGAUGGGGCACUACCAGCGAAGAGGCUUUCGUCAGGCAGCGCCGCCGGAUCGAUUGCCGCCUCACAUGGUAGCUCGUCAGCACCACCAAGUACACCGAGUGCGCAGCACCGGAGCGCGACGAUGAGUAUGUUUGAAGACUCGGUGAGCAGGAAGGCAGCCAUGGAAGCGGCAGCGGCAACAGCACGGGUGCAGGAGAAGCGGUUUGCAAAAACGCUUCGGCUGUCGUCGGAUCAGUUGAAGAGCCUCGAGCUCAAGCAGGGCGCGAACUCGAUUACAUUUUCGCUGUCUGCGUCGGCUGCUCCUGCGUGCACCGCUCGCAUCUUUGUCUGGGACUCGACGGACCAGGUGGUGGUGUCGGAUAUUGACGGGACGAUCACCAAGUCGGACGGUUUAGGACACUUCUUCACUAUGAUUGGUCGGGAUUGGACUCAUCUCGGUGUCGCGAAGCUCUAUACGGACAUCACCAAGAAUGGGUACAAGAUCAUGUACCUGACGUCACGAGCGAUCGGUCAGGCGGAUUCGACGCGGGACUACCUCAAAGGAGUCAAGCAGAAUGACUAUCAACUACCUGAAGGGCCCGUUAUUAUGAGUCCUGAUCGGCUUAUGGCUUCGCUUCAUCGGGAGGUGAUCAUGCGAAAGCCAGAGGUUUUCAAGAUGGCUUGUCUGCGCGAUAUCCAGCGGCUCUUUGGAGAGAUGUCGCGGACGCCUUUCUAUGCCGGCUUUGGAAACCGUAUCACGGACGCGCUGUCGUACCGGAGCGUGAACGUGCCAAGUUCGCGUAUUUUCACGAUCGACUCGACAGGUGAGGUGAAGAUGGAGCUCCUCGAGCUUGCCGGGUACAAGUCUUCGUAUAUUCACAUGACCGAUCUCGUCGAUCAGAUGUUCCCGCCAAUACACCGGAAGUGGGCGGCGGAGUUCACGGACUUCAACUACUGGAAGCCUGCCAUACAAGACUUCCCGCUUCCUGACCUCGUCCUGGCGCCUCCGUCACCCGCACUGAGUGCCCGCUCCGACACUUCAAAUCAGAGUACGCUCGCCCGCCUCCGGAACUUCAGUCUCGUCGGUACACGCAGCGCGAAUAACGUGAGGCUGCCAUCUCCAGCGGCUUCUGACGCCACCGCUGCAGCCCGCCACCCGAGGUACAAGUCGAUUCACGACGGAGACGGAUCGCAGGAAAGCGAAGUGGCGAGAACCGCAGCGCAGCACCUCCGACAAAUGUCCUCGUUUGAGCGGCUAAGCUCGCGCCUCGCCGGUGCGCUCUCGACGAGCUCGUCCUCGACCGCCGCUGGAGCUGGCAGCGGCAGCAACGCGCCGUCGCCGUCCAGCCUCGCUUCGCUCCGCUCGAACUCGAGCGGGUCGAGGUCGAGCCAUACGUUCCUCGACUCGGACGACGAGGCGGAUAUUGAUCUGCGUAAGGAGAGGCAUAGGCGUACGAGCAUGACGAGUAUGCCUGGGAGUCUUGAUGAUGAGAUGCAGUUCGAUAUGGAGGAUGAGGAGGACGCGGAGCGGGAGGGGUACGAGGGCGAGGAGGAGGGCGAGGGUGCGGAGGUCGACGAGGUUGCUGCGGAGGAAGCGUUCGACGAGGAUUUCUUCGCUACUGGCGAGAUGAAGAACGUACCGUUCCUGUGAGCGAGGGGACCUCCGUUCGCAUUCUACCCUCGAACUCGCCGGCGACUGGCAGCACUGGUGGGUUCGAGUAUUUGGGGUCAUGUCUGCCUGCAUCGAAGCAUCGCAUUCCGUGGCUUUCUAAUUUGUCUUUUUCUUCUGCUUUCUUGUGUUUGUCAACUAUUAAUCUCGUUUGGUAGCAUUUUCAUUUGCAUGUACGCAUGGCAUUCAUACUUACGUGGUCGAACGGUCAGUUGUAGUUUUGGAGUAUACUUAAUCUUGCACUUUAUACC
Messenger RNA from Coniophora puteana RWD-64-598 SS2, 3654 nucleotides. RefSeq names its product LNS2-domain-containing protein. Gene Ontology annotation, molecular function: phosphatidate phosphatase activity. Gene Ontology annotation, biological process: fatty acid catabolic process; triglyceride biosynthetic process. Bases 14 to 3385 code for a protein of 1123 amino acids. The record is from RefSeq and is a predicted model, not a curated record. The transcript is spliced from 8 exons. Gene Ontology annotation, cellular component: nucleus. Lineage: Eukaryota; Fungi; Basidiomycota; Agaricomycetes; Boletales; Coniophoraceae.